AUGAUGAAACUAACAGUCUUCAUCCCCCUAACCACAUUCAUCGCCAUGACGGCCGCCAUUCCCGGCGUGAGUCCGUGUCUACAACAAUGCUUCCUCGGAAUGGAAAACAUCGAAUACUGUCUCGAUGAUCAAUGUCCAUGUGGAGGGGAUGAGGAGUCGAGAUCGCUGGUUUCGCGAUGUAUAAAUUCCAGGGGGAGUGAGUUGGAUUCGAACAACGUGCAACGGUUAGAGAAAAUCGCUCAUGGUUGA
Molecule: messenger RNA, 249 nt
Organism: Aspergillus wentii DTO 134E9
Lineage: Eukaryota; Fungi; Ascomycota; Eurotiomycetes; Eurotiales; Aspergillaceae
Exons: 3
Coding region: 1-249 (82 amino acids)
Source: RefSeq, a predicted model, not a curated record